GCGGUACCACAUUCGGAAAAAUAUCAGUAGCGUUCCACCGAUCAUCUGGAAAGAUGAUGUUCAAAUUUUCAGUAUUGUUGAUGGUGUGUACUGAGUGUAUAUAUAGAGUUACCGGGGCAUCGUUCUCCAGAGUGUACGUUCAAAAUGGCCAAGAAGUCGUUCCGUUGGAAUAUGUUCAAUAUGGCGCGCCAGCAGUGUCAAUACCUGGACCACAACUAGCACAAAUAUCUGCGGCACCAGUUGGCUCAUUGCUUCCAGUUGCGUCAUCACACCAUCUGAUCAAUCCAUGUGGCGCACCUUGCGUCUAUCCAGGAUCGGCAAUUGCUUCAGUAGCUCAGGCAGUAUCUCCCACUCCUAACUUCAUAACAUAUAAAGCGAACGUUCCAGCUGUUGUAGAAACUAGUGAGGAACCAACUGGUUACGAAUAUUCUUAUGUCGUUUAUGAUGACGGUACUGGUGAUCACAAAACACAACACGAAUCAAGCGACGGCGCAGUAGUACGGGGUCAAUACUCGUUUCUCCAGCCCGACGGCUACGUACGGGAAGUACAUUAUACAGCUGAUGACUUAAAAGAUUUUAACGCUGUCGUCAAAAAGUUCUUGCCCGCCAAUGUGGAAGUAAAAGACGAAUCUAAAGAAGAACACCUCCCGCAUAUACCAUGCCAUGAUGUUAACCACGGAUCUGUUAAAACAUCAGGACAUCAGGAAAAUCAUGAAGAUCAUCACUAUCAUGAACCGAAUACGAAAGAAACUCAUCACAAAACACAGGAAGUAGCUUCCAGUGACGAAAGUCAUGAUGAGAAACACAAUGAAGAGAAUCACAAGUCUGUCGAAGACACUCAUUCUCCAAAAGAAUCAAAUGAGAAGCCAAACGAAGCAUUAACAAAAGCAUCGGCAGAGAGUAGUGCUGAAUCAGAAUCGUCAGAAAAAAGUAUUGAGACACAAGAAAUUCACAAAGAACAUUUAAAUGAACCGCAUCAUGAACAUGAAGUCGAUGGUGAACACAAAAUACACGAAAUUUUCGAAACGACAGAACACGAAUCCAUGAGGGGUCCUGAUUACCAAGACAUAAUCAAAUGUAUCCAAAAAUCAAUAGACAGUAAAGAUCAGAUGCCAACACCACUAGCAUAUAUCGUUCUGAAAAUCCAUGCUAAUUAUAACUAAACAAUUUACAUUGAAAUUAAACUAAUUUUCCGGAUUCUAUCGCGGUUUUUUGUAUUUUAUUUUUUAUUUUUCUCCCAAA
Molecule: messenger RNA, 1242 nt
Organism: Manduca sexta (tobacco hornworm)
Lineage: Eukaryota; Metazoa; Arthropoda; Insecta; Lepidoptera; Sphingidae
Gene: CPR90
Exons: 4
Coding region: 54-1163 (369 amino acids)
Cellular component (GO): extracellular matrix
Source: RefSeq, a predicted model, not a curated record